AUGUCAUCAAACGAUUCCUGGCAACAAUAUGUUGAUUCCUGUCUGCUUGAGACAAACAAGCUUUCGCAAGCUGCAAUUCUUGGCCAUGACGGAGCAAUAUGGGCAUCCUCUCCAAACUUUGAACUAUCCUCUGAGGAGAUAUCGAGCCUAAUAGAGGCUUUUCGGGAUGCCUCAAAAGCCCGUGAGCGCGGGCUAUAUAUCGCCGGAGUUAGGAACAUUAUUUUGAGGGCAGACUCCCGAUCGAUAUAUGGCAAAAAUGGCGCUUCCGGAGCUUUGUUUGUGAAAACUGGCCAGACAAUAAUAGUGGCAACAUAUGGCUCAGAACAUAUCCCCGGCAAUGCUACCGCAGUGGUGGAGCAACUAGCGGAUUACCUGAUUUCGGCUGGUUUUUAA
This is a messenger RNA of Mitosporidium daphniae, 393 nucleotides long. RefSeq names its product profilin. The transcript has 2 exons. NCBI's taxonomy places the organism in Eukaryota, Fungi, Microsporidia. Gene Ontology annotation, molecular function: actin monomer binding. Gene Ontology annotation, cellular component: cell cortex. The coding region runs from base 1 to 393 and encodes 130 amino acids. The record is from RefSeq and is a predicted model, not a curated record.